AUGAACCUCAAGACUCGUUCGCAAGCGAAGUCGCAGAGGCAAGCUUCUCCCAAGGUUAAUUCGAAGCCUGCAGCAUCGCAGCCCAAGGAUGAUAAGUCACCGCGCGUGUCCAGCGCAACCCGGGAACGAUCGGCGGAGAUUGCAGAUACAAAGGCGAAACGAGUUCGAACCGGAUGCUUGACCUGCCGCGAGAGACAUCUCAAAUGCGACGAGGCCCUGGGUCGAUGCCUCAACUGUCGCAAAUCGGACAGGAUAUGCCGACGCGGCAUCCGUUUGAACUUUAUCGACAUCCAAACAGUGGCGCCUCCACACACUAUCGCUCGCCCUCAUGGUGCAAAAGUGACCUUCCGCGACGAUUCUCGCUUCAUUGCGUCCGAGUACGUGGGAGGUUCCGAGAGAUACCCUCCUCCACAGCCCGAAAGUCCCAUUGAGGAACGGAGACACCUACAGCAAGAUGCUUUUAGCUAUCUAGAUCAUGACCAGCUAGCGACUCUGUUUCAGUCAGUGGCUCAUUCUAUUGACCCCGCAGCAUUUGAUCCCUCCCAUGCCGGGGCCUUCAUAGGAGGUCCUGAAAUCUGGCACUCAGACGAGGCUCAUCUCUUGCCAGGGGAUGAGUUGCUGCCGCAUGGAACAUCGAACUUUGCGCGGAAGCUCGCAGCGAAACAGUUUUACCCUACACCUCUGUCUGAUCCAGAGCAAGUACUUCUUCUGCAAGCGUACGUUGAUGAAGUUGGAUGCUGGAUGGAUUCCCUCGACUCAACGCGAUACUUUUCACAAAUUCUUCCAAUGCAUGCUAUUGGGGAACCGGUUUUGCUCAAAGCUUUCAUGGCCUGUGGUGCCCGGCAUCUCUCACUCGUCGAUCCAACAUUUGACAAUCAAAAGGCUGCAAAGUACUACGACGAAGCGACACAGGAUCUGAUGAUUGCCAUGCACGACCCCAAUCGCGACUCGGUACUUUGUACAACUGCGGCCUUGAUCCUCAGCAUCUACGAGAUUCUGGCGCCUCAACAGACACAGAGCACGAAUCACAUUGGGGGUUCGAGAGCGUUGAUUCGUGAAUGUGGCUGGACAGCUCGGACGCCGGGUCUUGGAAGCGCGUCUUUCUGGAUCAGCGUGGGCAUGGAAUUGCUGAGUGCACUGCACUAUAAGUGGACCUUGUCAUGGAAUCCAGAUACCUGGGGCGUUGACAUGACCAUGCAGAAUAACACAUAUCAAGCUCAUGUGGCUAGCAAGACUGAAGAGGUGUGGCUUCACAGGGCUAUCUAUAUCUGUGCGAAAGUCGCGAAUUUCCGAAUCACGGCGCAGUCGUUUCAGUCAAUCAAUGGCUCGGUAAAUUAUGCGAAUGAGUUAAGCGACGUCUAUACGGAAUGGUCGCACUACGAUUCGCUGUGUCAACAGUGGCAUGAACACAGUCCAAGAACUCUGAAACCUCUCGGCCAUAUCCCUCCCUGGCAGACUCAACCCAAGUCUUCGUUUCCUCGGAUCUGGUUACCUAAUCGGCUCGCGACAGUCUCCCAGCUGUUUUACCAUACGGCCUGUUUGAUGCUCGGCAAAGCGCAUCCUCUGCAAGCCGAUUAUCAUCGAACAAUGCAACAGGUGCAUGCACACGAUAUAUGCGGUAUCGUGGCCAACACAAAAGACAAAGGAGUCAUCAAUGUCUCAAUCCGGUGCCUUGCCCUUGCCGCAGAAUGCCUCGACACGGAGGAAACUCAGAAAGAAGUUCUGUCUAUCUUCGACACUCUGGUAAAAGAUACCAGCUGGCAUGCCGAGCCUAUCCAAGAAGAGUUGAAGCAAAUCUGGGGUGUGUCUCAUUCUCAUCAAGAAACGAUGGAUCCAAGUCAGUUGUACAGCCAUCAAUUUGGUUUGGAUCCGAGUCUGUUAAUUCCCAAGGGCCCCGAGUUUCCGCCCGGAUUGUCGAAUCCACUGCUGGACGUUGGCGACUUUUCGAUGGACAAUCACCCGUACCAGGAGCAUUAUGUUGCACCUCAUCACCUUGGACUGGACCCUCAUUUGUUCUCAUAG
Messenger RNA from Penicillium diatomitis, 2022 nucleotides. RefSeq names its product Zn(II)2Cys6 transcription factor. The transcript is spliced from 3 exons. Gene Ontology annotation, molecular function: zinc ion binding; DNA-binding transcription factor activity, RNA polymerase II-specific; transcription cis-regulatory region binding. The record is from RefSeq and is a predicted model, not a curated record. The coding region runs from base 1 to 2022 and encodes 673 amino acids. Gene Ontology annotation, cellular component: nucleus. Gene Ontology annotation, biological process: positive regulation of transcription by RNA polymerase II. Lineage: Eukaryota; Fungi; Ascomycota; Eurotiomycetes; Eurotiales; Aspergillaceae.